Molecule: messenger RNA, 1660 nt
Organism: Cladocopium goreaui
Lineage: Eukaryota; Dinophyceae; Suessiales; Symbiodiniaceae
Source: the annotation of a GenBank genome assembly
UCCGACCUUGACCCCACGACACCAUGGUGCCAACUACGGGCUUCAUGCGCGCGCUGCGCAGCAACGCCAUUGCCCUUCUAGGCAGCGAUGUGCAAGCCACCAAGGAGCUGUUUCAGCUGCUGGAUGCAGGGGCUGCGUCGGAUUAUCGCUUUGCCAAGGCCUUGUUGCAAGGCAGAAAGACACUGCCCUGGAAAAGAGAUUGGCAGGAGAAACGUGCAGAUCCCCAGCUCUUAUGGGCCCACCCCACGUCCCAUGCCACUGGCGCCCCGGACCUCUAUACCCCGCUGAGCAGCGUGCUGCUGGCCUCCCCACGGCAUCGCCUGGCGGCCAUGCUGCAGAAGUGGGGCCUUGCGGAUGAGAAGGACGCCGCCGUCCAGAUGCAGCUGGGAGGGGCCAAUGCGGCCACUGCAGUGGCAUCGGUGGCUCACAAGAAGGCGGCCCUGCAAUUCCUGGAGCUUCCCCUGUCAUCCUUGGGCGGCCUCACAGCAAGGCGGGUGAAGGAUCUGGGUGCGAACGGGAACCCUGGAGAUGCCGCCCGCAGUGCCGCAGCAGAGUGGCGCUACGCUGCGGCCAAGCUGCUGCUGGAAUCUGCUGCAGGAAGCAGCCUGCUGGCCCUGACGGACGCGCGCGGCCGCACGGCCUUGCACCACGCCGCCGCGUCCGGCGACGCACGCAUCGUGGAGAUGCUGCUAGAGGCGGGUGCAGAGCCUGACGUCAAGGACCUGCACGGUCGCACCGCCGCGCACGUGGCGGCGGCGCAGCGUUUUCCGCUUGUGGCGCAGCAGCUGAGCGGCGGCAGCGGAAAGGACGCCUUUGGGCACUCGGUGCAGAACAUCCUGCGGCUACACGCGGAGACGGAAGUGGCCACGGUGGAGGCCGAGAACUUUUCCUUCGACUCAGACUUCAUCCCCUCCUAUGUGGCGGUGAAUCGACCUUUGCUAAUUAAAGGUGGUGCCAUGCAUCUGGAAGCCAUGAGCUGGUCAGAUUAUCGACACCUUUUGGCAGAUCUGGGCAACGAGGUGGUCCAAGCUGCUCCAGUGCCAUACUCGAAGAACAUGGGUCUGUCUGGAGGUACUGAAGCGCCCCUGGCCCAAUUACUUUCGUCUCCAAAGGUGUGGCGAAGUGAAGAGCCGCCUGCAGGGGUCCUAGAGCCUUCGGCUUCAGCCCCCUCAUACAUCUUCGAUGCCAGCGUCCUGCGCCAUCGCCGGGACGUGGUGAAACGUGCCACGGUGCUGGGUACGGCCUACAUGGAGCGGCACAUGUCCCACGUCCGGGUGCCGCAGUUCGGCGUGGGCUUCCGGGGUGCCGGGGCGCCGAUGCACACGCACCACGCGGCGCUCAACGCGUCCUUUGCAGGAAAGAAGCGCUGGUUCCUCUGUCCACCCGAAGUGGCCUCUUGGAGCCUGGACCCAGUGUCUGGUUGGAGGGAAACGGAUCGCUUCAAGAGUCAGCGCGACGCGGGGCUUCUUCUGGAAUUGGAGCAGGAACCUGGCGACUUGCUCUUCGUCCCGGAGGGCUGGGGCCAUGCGACGAUCCUGGAGAGCUAUGCAGUUGGUGUGGCACAAGAAUUUGUGCCUUGGACCAGCAUCCAUGGAUAGCGGCCACGGUGUCUCCGUAGAAAAAAAACACAUCGCGCGGCAGCAGAUCAGUGGAGGAUCAG